UGGUUCAGUGAAUUUUUCAAACAAAUGGAUCAAAGAUUUAGUUGUACAUUAGUAUCAUAUCCGGAUACAAUGAAUGUUAUACAUUUACGGCCAAAGAUUGAUGGUUGCCAUCAAUAUAAUGGUUUAUUAUGGCCAAAAACAAUGAAUGAUUUUCGUCGUUUACGCACAUCGUCAUUGAAAUGUGAUCUAAAUCAAACCGACAUACGAAUUGUUCUUAAUAAUUUUACACCAUUCUGUGAUAUGAUUGAAAAUGGUACGGAAUUACAGAUGACAACAUCGGUUGAAAAAUAUAUUAUUGAUACAUUGUCAUCGAAACUAAAUUUUCACCCAAAGUUAAUUGAUGCAAAACAGAAUUGGGGUAAAUAUGUGAAUGGUACAUGGACUGGAUCGGUUGCAUAUCUUAUUAAUGAGACUAGUGAUCUAGCCAUGGGUUCCAUAUCUGUUCUACAUGAACGUAUACGAUUCAUUGAAUAUAGUGAUAUUUAUAUAAUCGAAGAAGUAGGAUUCAUAUCAAGAAUACCGAAAUUAAUGACAAGAGAUUGGAUUGUAAUUGAACCAUUCACAUGGACAGUAUGGUUUAUGAUAAUCAUUUCAUUUUUAAUUAUUUCCAUAAUUCUUUAUAUAAUUUCUAAUCAUAUAUUUCGUGCCUCGGGUGAAAAUCUACCAUUUCGUUUAAUUUGGUCAAAAUUAUUUGCUAUAGUUGUCAAUCAACAAGCUCAUGUUUUACGUACACGAAUGAAUAAAAAUCGUUUGAUAUUUAUUUGUUGGAUAUUUGGCAAUAUGGUAUUAAGUAUUCUUUAUUCAACACAAUUCUAUCGAUUUCUUGCACUACAUCAAUAUGAUCGACCAUUGAGAACGAAUUUCGAUUUGAUUGAUGCUAUCGAGAUCGGUACACAUGAUACGAUUACACUUGAACAAAGUAUUGUAUUAGAAUAUGGUGUUAACGAUAGUGAUAUUUUCUAUGUGAUUGGCCAAAAUAUCCAAAAAAAUUCUAAACAAAAUGUUCCAAAAUUAGAAAGUGGAUUCGAUAAAUUGGAACAAAAUUCACGUUAUGUAUUGAUUGAAUCAAAAACGGCAUUCAAAUAUUUGAUUAAAAAUUAUGCACAAAAAGCGAUGCUAAUGAGCGAAGAUAAUAUGGCAAUGGAUUUUUUAGCCAUUGGUUUCUCGAAACAUUCACCAUUAUAUCCAUCAUUUAAUCGUUUAAUAAAAAUAUUCACUCAAAACGGUUUCAUUCAACAUUGGAUAGAUGAAGUUAUAAAAAAAACAAAAACGGCUAAUCCUGCAGAAUAUUCUACAUCGAUGAUGGGCGCACCAAAAACAACUAUCGAUACCGAUGGUCUUGAUAUCAAUGAUAUUAAAUCCAUAUUAAUAAUAUGGUCAAUAGGAUUAAGUAGUUCAACAAUAAUAUUAUUGAAU
Messenger RNA from Dermatophagoides farinae (American house dust mite), 1416 nucleotides. Its product is annotated as glutamate receptor-like. Lineage: Eukaryota; Metazoa; Arthropoda; Arachnida; Sarcoptiformes; Pyroglyphidae. Gene Ontology annotation, cellular component: membrane. Gene Ontology annotation, molecular function: ligand-gated monoatomic ion channel activity. The record is from RefSeq and is a predicted model, not a curated record.